GGAGAUGAUCCGUGCGGUGGAGGAGGAGAUGGAGAGGGAGAAGCAGGCCGCUGAUGACAUCAUCAAAAAGAUGUCUCCAGAGAAACAGGACCAGUACGCUGCCAUGAAGGCCAGCAACGACGAGCUGCUACAGGAGCUGGAUGGUCGUCAGGAAGAGCUGGACACCCUCAUAACACGGAAGGAGACGUUUGAAGCAGAGCUGUAUCACUCCCAGGUGAAACGGGAAGCUGUGUUACUACACGAGAAGCUUCAGGAGCUGGAGCUGAAGAGAGAUGCCAUGGUCGCAGAGGACAAGAGCAUGGGGUCGCCCCAGGAGGAGAGGGACAGGCUGUUUAAACAGGUAAAAGAAGACAACCAGGAAACAGCAAGCAUGGAAAGACAGUUGACUGAGAUGCGUGAGAAGAUGAGCCUGAUCAACGAGGAGAUCCGACAGCUUGACAAUAACAUGGAGGAACACCAAGGUGAACGAAACCAGAAGUACAAAGAACUAAAGAAGAGAGAUGAGACUAUGGACAGCUUUCUGGAUUCAUUUGAUGAGACUAAAGCUGCAGAGGUGGAGAAAAACCGUCAGACACAGGCCAUCAUCGUAGCUCUACUGGAACACUCCAGCAGAGUGAGUGAGAGAGAGAGAGUGAAUGAGUGA
This is a messenger RNA of Oncorhynchus masou masou (cherry salmon), 643 nucleotides long. Its product is annotated as intraflagellar transport protein 74 homolog. NCBI's taxonomy places the organism in Eukaryota, Metazoa, Chordata, Actinopteri, Salmoniformes, Salmonidae. Gene Ontology annotation, biological process: intraciliary transport involved in cilium assembly; cilium assembly. Gene Ontology annotation, molecular function: beta-tubulin binding. The transcript is spliced from 7 exons. Bases 5 to 643 code for a protein of 212 amino acids. Gene Ontology annotation, cellular component: intraciliary transport particle B; cilium; centrosome. The record is from RefSeq and is a predicted model, not a curated record.